AUGAUAGAGUUUUAUGCUUAUGAAAGCUCCCUCAGUGGAACCCUUCCAUCAGAGCUGGGAAAGCUGACCAGUUUAGAACACAUGGAAAUUCACGAAAAUGCUUUCACGGGCCCUUUGCCAACAGAGCUUGGACUGAUGACCAGCAUGACUGAGCUAGAUCUGCAGGAGAAUUCUCUCAGUGGCAGUUUUCCAUCUGAGCUGGGAAGAUUGACUCAAUUGGAAACAAUGUAUCUUUCUGACAAUGCCUUCACAGCUUGCCUGCCAAGUGAAGUUGGGAUGUUAGCUCAAUUGACACGAAUGUACCUUGAUGACAAUUCCUUCACAUGUCCUCUGCCAACUGAACUUGGAAUGUUAAGUCAAUUGGAACGAAUGUACUUCCAUCGAAAUGCAUUCACUGGCACUUUGCCAGGUGAACUUGGCCUAGCAACAAGCAUGGAAAGAAUGUACCUGUAUCUGAAUGUACUCACUGGCACUUUGCCAAGUGAGCUUGGCCUAGCAACCAGCAUCGAAAGAAUGUCUCUUUAUGAGAAUUCCUUCACAGGAUUCUUCCCAUCCGAGUUUGGAAGACUGACCAGCAUGACUAGGAUGAGUCUUCGAAGCAAUUCACUUUCUGGUUCCCUGCCAACUGAAGCUGGGUUGCUGACUCAAAUGACAUUGCUAAGCCUGAGAAGCAAUGCAUUUGGUGGAGCCUUGCCCAGUGAAGUUGGACUGCUGACACAACUAUCUGGUCUGUUUCUUAACGACUGUUUCUUCUCUGGUGCCAUUCCCAGUGAAAUUGGGCUGAUGGAAUCCCUGCGGAUGCUGCACCUUCACAACAAUUCCUUAGUUGGUUCGAUCAUCUCCGAAUUGGGGCAGCUUGGAAACCUACAAGAACUGGAUCUUUCAGCGAUUCCACCCUCACUGAGAGGACCGUUUCCUUUUGAUUCCUUGCCUGGUAGCCUAGGCUAUCUGAACAUCUCUGGCAGUCCUGGUUUGGUAGGUUCCAUUCCAGAAGAGCUCUGUUUCCUUCAAAAAUCCUCUUGCUCUUAUGGCGAGGACAAUGAUCAGUGCUACAUUGACUUUGAUUGUUCCAACCUACUCUGUGGAUGUGAUUGUGAAUGUUGA
Molecule: messenger RNA, 1104 nt
Organism: Seminavis robusta
Lineage: Eukaryota; Bacillariophyta; Bacillariophyceae; Naviculales; Naviculaceae
Source: the annotation of a GenBank genome assembly